Molecule: messenger RNA, 489 nt
Organism: Penicillium digitatum Pd1
Lineage: Eukaryota; Fungi; Ascomycota; Eurotiomycetes; Eurotiales; Aspergillaceae
Source: RefSeq, a predicted model, not a curated record
AUGGACUCGACGCUGCGAACACCAUACAAGCCUCACGCAUCCCUCGCCCAACCCACCACUUCCUUCCAUUCCUCUUCUUCGACCCUCAGUCCUUCAGCUGGGCGGUCAAACAUGGAAGCCCAGGCUCAAAGUACCCUUGAAGUCGCAUCAAAUGCGACCAGACAGGUGUUCUCCUCACCCUCGCUACAAUCUGCCUGUUCCCCGCAGACCUCCGCCUCUCCUAUGCAAUCCUUGUCACAGGCAUUUGGCAACACAUCCAACCCGAGUACCCUUCCUCUCGCCCCCGCAGCCAACACCCAAGCAUUUUUACCUAUGAAUGCAGCCCCCGCUCCAGCACCCACAUCCGAUGCCUAUCCCCACCAGAUUCAUGGUCUUGGAGGUCCAACUGCCACAGCGCCCUUUCUGCAAGAUUUUAAUCUCGUUGCGGAGGCAGCCAAGCGUGCUCAAAUCGGCAUUGUCAUGCGUGAUCUCGAGAGCGUGACUCUUUGA